Dalotia coriaria is the source of this 1249-nucleotide messenger RNA. Its product is annotated as testis-specific serine/threonine-protein kinase 1-like. NCBI's taxonomy places the organism in Eukaryota, Metazoa, Arthropoda, Insecta, Coleoptera, Staphylinidae. Bases 123 to 1178 code for a protein of 351 amino acids. Gene Ontology annotation, biological process: protein phosphorylation; intracellular signal transduction. Gene Ontology annotation, molecular function: protein serine/threonine kinase activity; ATP binding. The transcript has a single exon. Gene Ontology annotation, cellular component: cytoplasm. The record is from RefSeq and is a predicted model, not a curated record.
GUAUAAUAUAAUAUUGACAUGUGCAACUGAAUGUUGAGUAAUUGUGUAUAAAUUAUGACACAAUUUGUCAAUGCGUUUUUCUAAAUUAUUUGCAAGCGAAAUUAUGUAAUACUUUUGCCGCUAUGUCCAAGGACGUCAUAACAACACCAUCGGAAGAUAACGUUCUUGCAAAUAGAGGCUACAAACUCGUGAGAAAGUUGGGCGAAGGCAGCUAUGCGAAGGUUUACUUAACCGAAUACACGAAUGCGAAAGAACCGGAAAAGUCGCAAUCGCUGGCAUGCAAGAUUAUAGACACAUCUAAAGCGCCCAAAGAUUUCGUUAAAAAGUUUCUUCCUCGUGAACUUGAUAUUCUCGUCAAACUCAACCACCCGCAUGUUGUACACAUUCAAAACAUCUUCCAACGCAAGUCGAAGUAUUUUAUUUUUAUGCGAUUUGCUGAAAAUGGUGACCUGCUUGAGUUUGUCGUGAAAAAAGGCGCUGUAUCUGAAGCGCAAUGUCGUGUUUGGAUGCGGCAACUUGCCCUGGCUGUUCAGUACUUACACGAGAUGGAAAUUGCGCAUCGCGAUUUGAAAUGCGAAAAUGCGCUGAUCACGAGUAACUAUAAUUUGAAGCUGGCCGAUUUUGGUUUCUCGCGGUUUGUGAUCGAUUAUAAUGGAAAGCGCGUAACGAGCGAAACUUACUGCGGUUCCUUAUCGUACGCCGCACCGGAGAUUUUACGUGGUGUGCCAUACCAUGCAAAAAUUGCAGACGUUUGGUCUCUCGGUGUUAUUUUGUAUAUAAUGCUCAACAAAGCGAUGCCAUUUGACGACGGUAAUAUUAAAAAGUUGUACGAGCAGCAAAUAAAUCGCCGAUGGAAGUUUCGCGCUAAAGUCGUAGAUACAUUGAGUGAACAAGUGAAGAGGGCCGCAUCACAUCUACUGGAUCCGGAAGUGACGAAGCGGUGGCGAGUCGAGCAGAUCUUGAAUUCAGAUUGGAUGUCCAUCGAUCCCAAAUUACUGGAGCUAACGCCUGCUGAGAAGGCGGCCAUUCAGCAUGCUCAUGAUCAAAAGAGGAAGUACAUAGAGGGUAAAGGCAAAUUGGAUACAAAACAAAGAUCCAAGUCAACCGAUGAUAUCAAGGUAAUGACUGUUGAUGAAGGUAGAGGUAACAAGAUGUCUUUCCCAUCGUUAUCUCUCUAACUUCAAUUAUAAUAAUUUCAAUUUCAAACUAAAAUAAAAAUAAAGCGCAACACAUAGAUAUGACCGUAGAA